UCAAACCAAAGAACACAACGAUUACGUUUACAAAGAGCACCGCUGUCGUUGAUGGAAAUGUUGCCGUAAUGUGUAAUUCUAAUGGUCUUCCUGAACCAAGUUAUACCAUAAUCCAUAAUGAUAAUAAGGUCGUCACUAAGAAGUCGACAUAUACCAUAGUUGAUGUGAAGUACAGUGAUGCUGGAACAUAUAAAUGCAUUGCAUCGAACAAACUUGGAAGUGAUUCAGCUUCCAGGAGUUUAACCGUAGGUAAGAUUAGAUUGUUAACACAUUUUGUUUCGCUCACUGUAUCACCGUGCGAAAACACGUGGAAGAAACACGGAAAGGAAAAUUCUCUAGUAUUCAGGUCUUGCAGUAUAACGUAUCAACAAAAAUAAUCCGCGAUUUUUGGGUGGCAAAAAUAUUUUAUUCGACCGUCUACUAUACAGCUAUGUAUACCAUUAUACUCCUCAAAGUACUCAACAUAGCGACAACCGCCUUCAGUGCCGUUGUUAUGUGUGCUUUUAAUUAGCUACUUUUAAUUUGCAACAAAUACAUGUUGUGACGUCACUUGCAAGAUGACAUGGUAUGUACAUUGGGGCGAGCAGUAGUGUAAACAGAAAUCUGUUUGGUAAACGCCAGAACAAGCCAACAAUUUAACAAGACGUUCUAAUGAACGUUAAUAUAUUCACUGGGUUUAAUAAAAUAUAGGCUUAACCGCGAAAGGCCUGUGCAGAGAUAGAGGAAUGCACCCAUGAGGCAUCUGUUGUCAUGCACAUUCCACACACUUCAGGGGAAGUUGUUAGGGGUAAGUGAAAUUAUCAUAGGCAAGUGAGACUUCUUUCUGUGCACGUGUGCCUCACUUGGAAAGGGCAGAUGCACGCACAUGGUGCAAGACUUCUCUUUCAAUAUUGAAGUAGAUGUACAUUGUUCAAAUCACCAUGAUUAAGGCUGUGUUAAUGUUGGUACAUGGCACAACUCAGCCGAUAAAGUCCAUAUAAUGGCGGAUAUUAUUUGGCUCAAUGUUGUCCCCAAGAUAAGAUGAGGUGAUGCAGCGUGUCAAAGCAAGACGCGAUUUACAACUUCUUGUGUGGUAAGAUAUAUCACAGACACACUCUCCUCCGCAGAGUCAUGUAGGAUUGUAGGGAUAAUGUAGGGAUAGUAGAGGACAUUUAGUGGUGCGCGAUGGACGGUAGCGCGUUUUGACUAACAAUUACGUAAUUUGUUUCCGAAGUAAUAUUGCGUAAUUUUACUAAAAAUUCGUAAGGCCCUGCGAAGGAGAGAGUCACAGACACGAUAACUUGUUGCAAUUUGGCUGUUUGCAGUAGCCGAAAAUGGCGAGAUGGUUUGAUACAACAGAUAUGACUUUAGAUUUUAUGUACUUUCAACAAAUUCAAUGUUUCCAUUGUUUAUAACCAACGAGGCAACGCUAAUUAUUCGAAAUUGUCACAUUUCUUGUUAUUCUGACACUCUAUAUCCGGAGCUGGGAGAAAACACCGGCUCCGACUGACCAUAGAAAACGCUGGAGCUCCGGCAGAACUCUGGUGCUCAGCACUAGCCGAAACCUAGAGUCGCAUGCAAAUUUAAGUUAGUGCCCGGCGACUAAUAAAGUUAAAAAUUGGGUGCGCUAAGCAUACAAAUAUCUGUUCAGAGUGAUUUUAAUGGCUGCUGUGAAUGCAUUUUUAUUUUGCUGUUCCUCCCAAAUAAUGAAGAUAACACCGUGGAACAACUGAAAUCAUUAGUAAUUCAUUAUAAUACAUAAUUAUUGGAUGCCGCGUUAAAGGCUGAUAUUUUACAUAUCUGUGGCCAGUGUCCGAAAGCUUAACCCAAUGUUAACCUAAAAUUCAAAGCAAACUUCCCGGCAUCUGUUUACAAAUUUGGAAAUGAUUCUUCAGAAAUUUUGUCUGGUUCGAUAGGAGUUUACUUCUCCGACGUUUUGCAAUAAUCAGAACUGCAGAAGUACAUAAACUAAAACAGCGGUCGAUUAAAUUUUAACCCAGGGUUAGCGCUAACCCACCUAUGAAACAAAUGCAUGGCCACUGGUCGAAAGCUUUGUGACGGUUCUUAUUUUUUCUUAACCAUUCGUUGAUAAAUGUUAUAACUAUAAGGAAAACACAAACAGGAAAAUGGCCAGCGACACUAUAACACAGCGUGAGCCAGUUGCGUUAGCGACUUGUUUCAAAACGAAUUCCAUUUUCUCGACAUACUUCGCAUAUAGCAGUUUUGGUGAUUUAAUUGGCGUUCAGUCCAACUUCAGGGAUGAUUUUGGUUUUUCCUUUCUCUUCCCUCCAUCCGCAAUUAGGAAGGGAAAUAAUACCUGAUAUUCAAGCAGUAUGCGCUUACUGGAGGACGGGACUGUAAUACUCACGGCUGUAUGUGAAACACGUCUUUGUAUAGGAAUAGGCUACAAAUAUAUGCUGCUUUUUCCCAUUCGUAUAUAAUAUUCCAUAUGACAGUUGUCUGUUACUCCCCUCUUCCUCUCGCGACCUUUGGCGGUCAAGCAAUUGCUCAGCUUGCCCGGUGUGGAGACAUUCAGAGUAAUAUCAGCAAUUUUUUUUGUACCCUUUAGGAAAAAUAUAUCUUCCAUCUGGUGGGAACAGCUUGACCUUUUUGAAAGCACCAAUUGUGAAAAUAAAGUGGUCACUUGAUCCUGUUUUAUCUACGAAUAUAAGUCGGUCUUGGAGUUUUAAAAGUAGAGCUAGUGGCAAAGAUGAAAUACUUGGUAAAGUAUCUCGUGCUGGUGAUAUUACUAUAGUAACCAGGUUAUAUGAGGUUGAUAUAGAAAAACCAGCAACACUGGUUUUGAAGAACGUUGAUGAGAGUUAUAAUGGAGUAUACAAGUUUGCCCUUUACCCAGGAUUACCUGGCCCCAGUAUAUCUGAAGUUGUCGUUUUUAUUGCAAGUAAGUUUUCAUUAAUUAUCAUGUAAAAUUUCAGGUUUUCUCGAAAUUCUGGUAUAAUAUUUUUGCAUCAGAGCAUGGCCUAGUCAUCGAGACGACAUUCUAUUAUCAUUAUCCAUUCAAACAUUAUGACAGCAAUUCGCUGAAUUUCAAUAGCGGUUUUUUUGAGACACCCUGUACAGCUAGGGCCUAGGGAGUCUUAAAGUCAUCAAAAUUAACAGUAGUGUAUAUUGCUUAGAUAGCAACACAACUGAGCUCUGUAACCAAAUUAUACUGUAUCACUACUUUCAUUCUUUAACAAGAUGACUUCAAGAUUUAAGAUGGCAAAUAACUAAAUUGGUUUUAAGAAAAAGUACAUAUCUGAGCGUACACAUGAGUAUACCAAAAUCCAAUAUCUCAUAAGCACACUCAUAGACACACUAUAGAAAUCAUGCAGAGUUCCCAAUAUCCGGUAUCUCAUAUAACUCGACUCUAAACCUACAUUAAAAGUUAGUUCAAAAACUCAUUAACAUGUGAUAGAUAUUUCCCUUGGUCUACAUAAAGUUUAACUCUCGACUUACACAACGUAUUUUUUGAAAAUUACUUCGCCAAUUAACUUACUAGCCUACAUCGAUCGUUUUUGAAGCGAUUUAAAACAUGAGCAUUGCGUGUUUUAUCAAACCUAAAGAUACUCGGCUUCGCCUCGAAUCUUUACAUUAUAUCUGAUAAUUACAUUUCAGAGAAACCAAAUGUGAUGAUCAAUUGUUCCAGUUCUAUCACAGUAAAUGAAGGUGAUGCAGGCUUCACAUGUGUGUGUAGAGGUGAAGGUGGAAACCCUCCAGCCAAUAUAACUUGGUAUAAAAAUGGUGAACAGAUUGGUAACAAAAGUUAUGGAGAAAAUAGAUUAACUCUCACUAAUGUGACUAAACAAGACAUUGGAACAUACAAGUGUGUGGCUCAGAGCUACACUCUGACGGAUGAAAAAUCAAUUGAAGUAAAA
Molecule: messenger RNA, 3857 nt
Organism: Paramuricea clavata
Lineage: Eukaryota; Metazoa; Cnidaria; Anthozoa; Malacalcyonacea; Plexauridae
Source: the annotation of a GenBank genome assembly